Drosophila persimilis is the source of this 1602-nucleotide messenger RNA. Its product is annotated as probable tRNA (uracil-O(2)-)-methyltransferase. The transcript has 2 exons. Gene Ontology annotation, biological process: tRNA methylation. Gene Ontology annotation, molecular function: tRNA (uridine) methyltransferase activity. Bases 1 to 1578 code for a protein of 525 amino acids. The record is from RefSeq and is a predicted model, not a curated record. NCBI's taxonomy places the organism in Eukaryota, Metazoa, Arthropoda, Insecta, Diptera, Drosophilidae.
AUGUCAGCUGUCGAGGAACCGCAAUUCUGGCUGGCGAUUGGAAUUUUAAUCAAAAACUACCAUGCCUUGAAUAAAAAGAUAUUCGAAGUGGUCAUCAGCCGAGUACAAAAGCAACAAGAUGAAGAACAACUAUGCGAUUCCACACAAGAAGAACUGGAGAGGACGCUGAGGGAGCGGCCAGAGAAACGCACGUGCAGAGGCUUUAGGAUUGGCUUCAAAUUACUGCCCAAGAAACUAAAGGAGAACAUUCUGGCCACAGGAUUUGUGGAUUUUCAGCAACGCCACUACCGAUGCCAGUUUGCCAGCGAUGAUUUCGAAGACUUCUCGGUGCGGCUCGAUGGCGGGCAGUUAGAGGUUGACUCUCUGCAGACUGGUAGAUGGCAGGAGUUUGUGCUGAAGCCCAAGCUGCUAAGCUGGUCGCAAAGUAAACCGGACGAGACCAAGGUGAAGUCUCUCGGCCUGGUUGAUGUGGAGAAGUACAAUGAUUUGUAUAAGGAGCUGAAACAGAAGCAUGCCCAGCGCCUGCUGCAGUACUGGCAAACGGCACAGGAGUCCACAGAUCCGUUAAAGUUCAUAUACGAGGACCUGGCGAUAGCGGCGUACCUCAUAGUCCUGUGGGGUCAGACUCAAACAGAGCCCAAGGCUUUCGCCGAUCUGGGCUGUGGCAAUGGUCUGCUGGUUCACAUUCUUAAUGCCGAGGGCUAUUCCGGCUAUGGCUAUGAUAUACGCAAACGAAAGCUUUGGUCGCUCUAUCCGGAGGAGACUAGCAAAAGCCUCAUCGAACAGGCUGUGGAGCCGAAUAGCUUUCGCUUGGCAUUCCCAGAAAUUGACUGGCUGAUUGGUAACCAUUCCGAUGAACUCUCGCCCUGGCUGCCGGUUUUGGCCGGGCGCCUGAACACACACUUCUUUCUGUUGCCCUGCUGCCCGUACGAAUUGAGCGGGGCGAAGUUCCAGCGACGAAACACCAGCAUAAGUGCCUAUCAGGACUUCUUACAUUAUGUUUUUAAGGUUUCCGAGCAGUGUGGCUUCGAGACGCUUCAGGAUCGCCUGAAAAUACCCAGCACCAAGCGUUUGGCACUGCUGGGCCUCAAAAGGACCUCUAAGGGUACUCAAAGCAUGGAGCAUUUUGUGCAAGCAGAGCUGCAGAAGUACAAAAUAGGAGAUCCAAAGGACGAGUUGAUCACCAUAAAGCUGCGCGAGAAGGAGGAAAUCGUACGAAAUUGCACGAAAGUGGAUAGAUCUAUUAUUAAUGGCCUGGUGCUAAAGAUCUUCCGCUUGCUGCUUGACAGUCACGAAGACAGUUGGUCCGGCCGUCUGCCGAUGCGAGACAUUGCUCAAACUCUGACCAAAGAAGAGCUGAGCGGCAUCAAGUCAGAGUGCGGUGGCAUUAAGACUUUGUUGAGGAACAAACACGAGGUCUUUCAGUUCUGUGGCGGCGAUCUUAUUGGCAUACGCAAGCCUCAGAUGACUGCUGUUCCACAUCCCCGUCUGGCCAUCAAGAAGCGAGACUGCUUCUUCAAGCUGCAUCAUCCGUUGGGAUGUCCCCUGGAGGAUUCGGAGUGCACCUUCAUACACUAGCUAAUAGAAGGAGGCUUGUGCAUA